UUUUGCGUUCGUCACAAAGUUUGUUUACAAUUGAUAUCGUGCCGCAUGAAUUCAGUUUAAUAAACAAAGAAAUUGAUAAAAACAAACUUACAUGCUUAAAAUUAAUUUUGAUCAACAUUAUUGUUAGAUGAGCUGCGUGCAGAGCAACCAACACAUUUGAUAACACGCGCAAGGCGCCCACACUGCUAACAGAAGGCGAAGGUGCAUGUGAAGCUUCGACGGUGCUGCCAUGGAGGACUUCAAUAGCAUAAAAUCCAAUACGUCGGUGGUGAAGCUAGCCGCUUGUUUGGAGAAGAUCUACAAUAAAAUUGUCGAGUCCAAGGAGAAGCAAGUGGCCGAGCACCAAAUCAAGGAAAUCGAAUUCCUUAAAACUCAAUGCAAGCACGAGCACAUGCAGCUCAGUCUGAUGAGCUGUCAGACGCUGGUCCGCCUAGUCGACGAGGGUGUCCUAGAUGCCAACAGUGUACAGAACACACUGCUAUCAAUGCUGCCCAAUGCAGGACAAAUGCAUUUUGCUAUUAUAACGGAGACCAUUCUGGGCCUGCAGCUGUUGAGUCUGAAGCGCAAGACUUCGCUACUUAAGAAUAAGGAACUGUAUCAGUGUCCGUAUGGCUUGAAGACGCAGCUGCAUCCGCUGAUAUCAUUGCUGCAGCACACCAGCGCCAACAUGAACGAUGUCAGCCACAAGAUUAUUGGCAUCUGUCAGCAUCACGACCAGAAUAUUCGAAAUUACAGCAUCGAGUUUCUGCGUCCCGUGUUCCUCUAUGUGCUCUGCAAUCCCCAGACACUGCAGGACGUCAAGCCCAUUUGGACGUGUCUGCUGGGUCUGAGCCACAGCCGGCCAGAGGCACGUGCACUCAUGCAGGAGUUGCUGUCUUGGAGCAAGUUCAACAAUGCCAGCACCUGCUUGUGCACCAGCAUUCUGGUCAUUGAGGCACUCGACUACUUUUUGCAGCAAUCAGAUCACGCACAGUCGGUCGAUCUUUGCAUCUAUCAGGCGCAGCUCGUCAAGCAGUUGGCCCAUUUUGGCAUAGAUCCGCGUCCCAGCCUGCAGUGUCUGCUGCGUGUGUUGCAUGCCACGCGGGAGCACACGCGACAUCACUACCAUGUGCUGCUGGUGCUGCUCGCUGAGUGCCUGCACGUGCUGUCACCCUUCUAUCUGGCUGAUCUGCUGCGCAUUAUUGUGUUUGUGGUGGUGCAGGAGCGCUGUGGCCAUGAAUACAUUCUGAACAUGUGUCUGGACGGCAUCAUUCAGUGGAUGUCUCAGACUGCAUUCAUACCCGCAGAGGGCCUGGCGCUAGCCCAUCAAAUUGUUGACCGUGUGCUCGAGCAGCAAAAGCCGCCGCAGGAUGGCAACGUGGAGUUUGUAUCGCCCAUCUGUACCAAGGAAUUGCAGCCGGCACACAUACGCAACUAUCAUCCUGACAUAGCCAUUGCCUUUGAUCUGGCCAAUCUGGUGGAGUCAUUUGACUCAGCUGAAAACAAGGACGUGUUUGCCUUUGUCGACGCCUUGAAUGUCAAGGCAAACACGGCCUUUUGUCAACGUCUGCAUUUAUUUCUGCGCGCACUCUUUCUAUCGCGAGAACCGCCCGUUGACUGCUGGUUCAAGAUCUACGAGGUCAUUCUGCAGAUCAUCAAGGUUAACGAGAGCAUUGCCUAUGACUUCCUCAUGACGUACAUCUUUAAGCUCGCCCACGAGCACAAUCCGGAGCUGCAGCUGGAGCUGCUGCGCGGCCUGGCCAACUUUGCAGUGUCUAAGGAUAACGUGCCCAUGAUACUGAAUACAAUUCGUAAUCUCUCCACGGACAAUGCCACCUUCUGUGUGGAUUUGUAUUUGCGACUCUGGCGCGUUGAGACACGCACGUAUCCGUUUCUGCUAAAGCAAAUCGCACAGCCGCUGCCAGACAACGAUAAACGCUGGGAGCUGGAAAUAGCUCGUACGCAUGCCAUGCGUGAAAUCUGCCAGGAAAAACCCACGCUGCAUGGCUCUGAGCUGCUGCCACAUUUAAGCAACACACUGAAUAGCUGCACCGACGAAUCGGGUGAUCUUGCCACUUCGCUGGCCCUCGACGCUAUCUAUGCGCUGUGCGACAGCCACACAGUGAACAUUGCCUCCACUUGGCAGGCGCUGGGUGCCAAGUUUCGUAAUGAACAGCGUCCACAGACCCUGAAGUCGCUUUAUCACUUGUUUGGACUGGUGCCGCUGCUGCAAACGCCGACGCUGGAGUACGAGAAGCUGGCCGAUGAUGCCCUGGAGCAGCUGUGGCAAGCUAUUAGCCGCCCCAAUACAGAUGCCCCACAAGUGCGACAAGCACUUAUAGCGCUCAAAAACUAUGAGCCGGGAAACACGCUAAGCCUGCGCCACAUCCCGCCGCAGUUUUGCUUUGAUAUUGCUUUGAGUGGACCUGCAGGCGGUCAUGAUGUGAUGAACUUUCAGCAGCAGCCGGAGCCUAUUCCAGGUGAGGUAUGGGUGCAACUAUUGCAAAAGAUACGACCCGAAUGCGGUGAUGCAGCUGCUGAUCUGGUUGCUCAUUACAUUGGCAACGAGAUCAGCGGCUUUCGCAGCGGCGUCUAUCGUCUUCCCGAGGGCAAGCCGGAGCCACGCAAGCUGGUUGGUCUCUUUGCUACCAGUGCACUACGUGCGGUCAGCAAUUACCUGGUGAAUCAGUCUCGGUUUGGCGACUACGUGCCAGAACCAUACGCCGUCACCUAUGCUUUGCGUGCACUGUCCAAACGGUUCGCUAAGCCCAUACCACCAAUGGACUGGAGCUGCCUGACCAGCUUCUUCCACUUGUCUUUUGAUGCUCGAAAAUAUUGCAUAAUGAUAGCUAAAAACCAAGCGCUGCACAGCGGCACAGCUCGACGACUGCUGGAGAAUUUCCUAGCUGAUUUUGAGCCCAAUUGCUUUGAGGAGGAUCUGCUGCUAUUGUUCUCCUUGCUGCCCGAAAUAGGAAACAGCGUCAGCCUGCAAAUACUGAAGAACUUUGCCGAGAAAGUAGCUGUCUACUGCUUCAAGGAAUCGCAACUGAAUAACUUUGUAGAAGGCUGCCUGUUUGAAAAGUUCUUGGACAGCGUGAGAUAUAUAUACACCGACAAAUGUGAGAUACCCGAGGUUCUCGACGUAUUUACGCUUAUUGUGGAGCGCUACAUGGACUCAAUGGAUCUAGAUUCCCGAUUGUUUGAGCGGUAUACCGAAGUAGUGGCCGUGCUGUCUCCUAAUGCCAUCGAUGGAUUAACCACACCAGCAAAUUGGUGGGAAACACCUGUGGGAAAACUAAAGAAGGCAACGAUAAUACGCUGCUAUCUAGUCUUAUAUAACGACAAACUUCCAAAUCCCCUAAAAUGGCUAACGCCCAUAAUCGAUGCUUACGAACGUCGAUUGGAUGAACGUCCCUUUUUCUAUCGUCAUCUGGCCACCACACUGUACGCCUUUGCGAGCGAUGAGCAUGCAUGCAACUGGAUUAUUGAAAUCUUUCUGGAAAUACAAAUGAUGCUCGCUGAGUCUUCCAACAAAGAGAAACUCAACAGAGCGCUGUAUUUACUGGACAUUUUUAUAUUGGCUGUGGAUGUUUUGUCAGGUUGUGCUGUGCUGCUAGGCACUGUAGAUGUGGUGGCCACAGAUGAUAAGGAACGAUUUGCAUUGUUCCCAGAAAGCUUACAGUAUCUAUGUGAUCACAUAUUUUGGAAGGAUCAGGAGGCAAAGAUUUACGAAUUCCUGUAUAAUCUGUAUAAGCAUGCGUCCAUACCGCUAGCAUACGCUGCCAUUUUUAAAGAAGCAAUUAUUUGUUCGCGGAACAAGCCGUACUUUGAUAACAAAGGUGUUUGGACCAAAUACGUAGGCUUGCGUAAAUGAGAAUAAUUCACACACUACACCGACAAUUACAAAUGUGGCCCACAGCAGAAAGUGCACUUAUUGUUAUAGUUGAAACAACUUAAAUCCAUUUUUAUAGCUUGUGCGAUAUUUGUUGAGUUUAU
Molecule: messenger RNA, 3975 nt
Organism: Drosophila hydei
Lineage: Eukaryota; Metazoa; Arthropoda; Insecta; Diptera; Drosophilidae
Product: focadhesin
Exons: 8
Coding region: 230-3853 (1207 amino acids)
Biological process (GO): regulation of post-transcriptional gene silencing
Source: RefSeq, a predicted model, not a curated record